Aphanomyces astaci is the source of this 4861-nucleotide messenger RNA. RefSeq lists its product as hypothetical. Lineage: Eukaryota; Oomycota; Saprolegniomycetes; Saprolegniales; Verrucalvaceae. Gene Ontology annotation, molecular function: protein binding; calcium ion binding. The record is from RefSeq and is a predicted model, not a curated record. The transcript is spliced from 14 exons. Bases 24 to 4838 code for a protein of 1604 amino acids.
AUUUGUCCAAAGUGUACGUACACAUGUCUGUCGAGGACCCAUGGCAUGGUGCCAUUUGGGACGCCGCGAGUGCGAUCUUCCAAGAGCUGAAUCCAGAGAAUCCGUCGAUGGUGGAUUUAACGGAGCUGGAGACUCUCUGCAUGCGCAUGGGGGUGCGGCUGGCAGCGCAUGACCUCACUCAGGGCAUGUAUGACUUGGACACGACAGGGGCCAUGGUCAUUCCAUUGGACGUGUUUUGUCUGUGGUGGCUUCGUCGCCUACGAUCGGAGGAAGCGGCGGCGGCGGCACUGGCCAUCGAAGCAGCCGCUGCCACGGGGCCACCGGCCACCCACGUUUGGGAAACCGUAGUCGACGGGGCUGCCAGGUACUACUACGACCAUGUCAGCGGCGAGACCAAGUGGGACCUGCACGAGUUCGUCGCGGCGGCCAGGUCAUAUUUCGCGUCCCUUAAAGACGAAUCGACUGACGACAGAGCGCUCUUGACGUUAUUCGCCAAGCACGACUUGUCUAGUCGGGGCAAGCUGGACGCGGACGAAUGGAGAGGAUUGUUGCUCGGUUUAGGCCUUCCUGGCACCCUGCUGUCGAUGGCCGAUGUCGCAGGUCAGGCCAACGACGUCACAUACGAACACUUGCACCGGUGGUGGCAUGCCAACGUUCCCCAGAAAAGCCGGGAGCGCAUGGCGGACUGGACCGAGUGGUGGCGUUUAGUGGAUGAAACCCACAUCGUGACGUUCUGGAACGAACGGACGACUGUGAGGCAGUGGUACCCGCCGUCCAUCCCGACGGCCCUCGUCACCCUGCUGCAGGCCGAAGGGUUCGUACAAACCCCGACGUCCUUGGACGAGGCGUUUGCCCAGUGGUUUCAGGCGCUGGAUGUGGAUGGCGACGGCGCUCUGAACGCGACCGAGUUCACUUCGAUGCUGGCAUUGUUAGGCCACACCAACGUAGCUGACAAAGAUGUCCGGGUAGCGAUGACUGACUGCACUUUCAAGUACUGGGGCGACAUCACACCUUCCGUCGAGUCGCUUGUUGGAUAUGACGCCAUCGUCAUGUGGUGGCGGCAAUGCUACGCAAAGGGGGUGCUGGGGGAUUGGGAAGAAGUGGCGACAAUCGAUGAAGUGGAUGGUCGUGCACGGAUGUACUAUUACAAUUGGAAGACACAAGUCACGCAAUGGGAGCCCCCGGUCGUGACGGGCCAGCUGCAGACACUCCUGGACCAGUUUAGUGCCGACCCGACAGUGUCGACGAACGAGCGUAUCCGCCGGCUAUUUGUGCAGUACGAUACCGAUGAAACGGGGGCGUUGGAUGCAUCGGAGCUCGAACGAAUUUGCGCGGCGCUCGGGCAUCGCCUCGAUGGACCUGCAUUGGACUCGAUGAUGCGCGUGCUGGACACAUCGGGGGACGGUGUUGUGAGUUUGGAAGAGUUUCAAGCGUGGUGGCACUCGAAACUCCACGUGGACCACCAGUUUCAAGUGGCCGUGGAGCAGCGGUCCCGUGCCGACGACAUCCGCGCCAUCGUUGCAACGUACUUGAAGAGAUCUAUACAUGAUUCUACUCCGUUCGAGUCGAACGUUGUGCCUCGCUUGGUGCAGCUGCUGGGCCGAACGUGCCGGGGCGCGCCGCUCCUUCGCGCUCUCCAUGAAAUGGACGCCGACGGCACGCGACUCAUCGACGUCUCCACGUUUAUUUCCUGGUAUUUAAAGUACGACAAAGCCUGUGGAGAAGCAGAGACGAAAGCCCGCGAAGCGCAGCACGCCCAAGAAGCCAUGGACGUGUGGGUCGAAACAGUACAGGACAACGGCACUCGUGUGUACGUAAAUUCACGAACAAACGAAACGAUGUGGGAAAAGCCAGGGAUCCAGCAACAUAUGGACGCAAUGGGAAAGGACUUGAAGGCUAUCUUUCGACAAUUCGAUAAAGAUGGCUCUGGGUCGAUCGAUGCUGUGGAACUCCAAGCGCUGCUUGGCAAGCUUGGGCAACCGGUGGACGGCGACCAGAUGCAACAUGUGAUGAAAGCGAUGGACACGAGCGGCGACGGGGUCGUGACGCUGGACGAGCUCACGACGUGGUGGGUGUGCAUGCAGCGCCGGGUCAUCGGGACCGCCAACGCCGCGGUGCUCAAGGACCAAGUGAUGGACUACCACCAAAUGUCCAAGGACGCCGUCAAGGCGCUGCGGGGGCUGUUUCACCAGUUCGACACGGAUCACUCCGGAUCGAUUGACACGCACGAACUCAAGCAUUUGCUCCACCGAUUGGGGUACAAUCCCUCAGAAGCCGAGCGAAAGAAACUGCUGGACGCGAUUGACACGUCGGGAGAUGGCAGCAUUAACGUCGACGAGUUCAUUGCGUGGUGGGUGACGGUGCAUCGAACGAGGGAAAUCCAGUCCAAAGCUGCGCAAGAUGGUCAUCUGUUGGCGUCGAUCCAGGCGGCGUCAGCUGCUGCGGCCGAAUCCGCGACCUCAGCAUCCAAGGCGGCGGCCACGCGCUUCGACCUGCCCGACUUGAGCGUGACCAACUUCCGCAACAAACUCGUCGACUUGCGAUACAACUGGUCCAAGGGUCCUCCUCUCGAGCUACCUGUGCCAGAGCCGGACGCGCCCGUCGAUUUCGGCGGCCCUCGGCUCUUCGGCACUGCGGACAUUUCACACACGCAUCCGUCGAUUGUGGCCGUGAUGCGGUUGUUAAUUGACGAUGUGGUGCUCAUCACCCCCUUGCUUCUGCCCGACGCGGCCCAGCGCAUUCAAAAAAUGUACCGCUCCAAGCUCGCGCGGAAGAAGCUCAUUCAAACGCUCAACGAUCGAUUCGUACACCACCACGACCCUACAACAGGCGCGUCGUACUAUAUGAACCGCUUGACCAAAGAAAUUCGAUUCACCAAACCAUUGCUGCUCGGCCACCACGAAAUUCAAAGCCCGCGGUCCCGACUUCGUGAAAAACAUGUCCAUCAAGCCAUGACGUUUCGACGGAAGUGGAUGGUCAGCAUCAUGCAAGCAAAUGCUUUGUCGACAACCAACCAGCAGCAGCAUCUGCACCACCUGUCGUCCUCGCCUACGUUUCGCACGGCAGCAUUUUAUGUUCUAUGGGAUAUAUCAAUCAAUGCAUUGAUAUAUAUAUAUGCAUACAUGGUAAAUUAUUAUAGAUACCAAGUUCUUUGUAACAUCAAAGCGCGGUGGAAACUCGGAGUGUGGCCAGCGUUGGCUGCGAAAGAGUAUACAUUGGCCCAACUAGUUGUCCGGCAUUACCCUCGCCAGCUGAAAAAGCCAGGACCGUGGGGAGAUUUGCCACUACACUUUGCCAUGCGACAUCGUUUGAGCAUGGCCGUAAUCACGACGUUUCUCAAGGGCAAUGUGGACGUGGUAACUAUGACCAACGCCAGCGGCCACACGCCACUGCACUUGGCCUGCCGAGACUAUCCCUCCAUGGAGGUCGUGUCCAUUUUACUAGGGGCCCCCCAUGGCACCCUAGCCUGUUCCAGAGGGUGCCCAGGUACCCUCCAAACGCCCCUCCACGUUGGCAUCCGCCACCACGCGCCCCUGGCAGUGCUGGCCCUCCUCUUGGACGCGGACGAGAGCGUACUAUUUCAGAGAAAUCAAGCCCGCAACACGCCGUUCCACGAAGCCCUCACGGCAAACUCCCGGUCCGACCAGUUGGACAUCCUCAAGCUGUGCGUAUUGUACGAUACCUCCCCGUCAAACUCGUCCUCGUUGGCCGCUAUGCCAGCGUUUGAAAGCGCGUGGCCUUUGCAUAUUGCACUUCAGCACAACCCAAGUGAUUUGAUCGUGCGAUAUGUGUUGGAUCUGGCGCCCCAGGCUCUAGUCGUACCAUUUCGCCAGCUGCUGCCUCUGUUUCUGACCAUGAAACAUCGGCGGUCCGAGGCUUUGAUCAUGCACUUUGCCCAGCAAACGGUCGUGGCCAUUCACCCCCCCAUGACAAUUUGCACUUCGAAGCAGUUCAACCCCGUGCAUUACGCCCUGUUGUAUGGAUUUUCUCCUGGCUUGGUGCUGUUCUUGCUCACACUUUGCCCCGAGUGGGCUAGCCAAGCCAACCACAUGGGCGACUUUCCACUGCACAUUGCUGUCGCUUCCACGUCGCCGUCGGAUCUAAAUGUGUUGAAGAAGCUAUUGCUGCUGGAUCCGGCGCCUGCCCGAUUGCCAAAUGUAGCAGGGCGACUGCCGCUGCACUUGGCCGUGGAACGAGGGGACGUAGACGCGGUGAAGAAACUCCUUCAAGUGUGUCCGUGGUCGCUACUGGACAAGAUCACAGGCACCCCCUACGACGCCCUCCUUCUCACAGCCAAGGCCACCACCACUACAAGCAACAACGAAUCGAUCGUGGAUGCUCUGCUCGUGCCUCCGAAACUUGCUCCGAAACGGCCCAAAGGCACGGUGCUGGGACUGUCGCCGUACUACGUGGCUGCUACGUCACGGUCAUCGUCAUCAGUGUCUUGCUUUGACAAAUUGCACGUGCUCGACACUUGCACUUCGGACGAUUUGUAUGAGAUGGCCCGCAAGAAGAUGCGCCAGGCGUUCCACAAACCCACCGACCAGUGGGACCUGCCCAAGAUCCUCCGGCUCAUGGCGCUGAAUCCGCUGGACGCGGCGAUCCAAACGCGCAGUUUGCUAGCCAUCAAUGGAAUUGUGCGAUCGUUUGACGAAAGUUCGCGGGAAACGUGCUUGGAAACACUCGACAUUGUACGUACGUUGCAGCACACCAUGUACGACUUUACGACCAACCCCCGCAUCCAACUGCUCGGCCAAAAGUGCCUCAAUCAUCUCCUCCCCACCGCGUUUGCCAAAGCUAAAUACCAAAGCCGCAUCGAUCCACUGUAUAAAUUUUAAAUAGUUAUGUUACCACGAUCCUG